AUGGCCUCUAUCCUCCGCUGCAGCCCCAAGCUGCGCACCGUGGCCCGCGUGCCCGCUGCUCGCGCUCUCUCAACCACCGCUCGCCUUCAAGCCGCUGAGAAGCCCUUCUUCCCCAAUGAGCCCGCUGCUCCUUCGCUCAAGACCGCCAUCCCCGGCCCUAAGAACAAGGCUGCUGCGGCCGAGCUCGACGAGGUCUUCGAUGUCCGCAGCUUGAACAUGCUCACCGACUACCAGCAGUCCAUUGGUAACUACAUCGCCGAUCUCGAUGGCAACAAGCUGCUUGAUGUCUAUGCUCAGAUCGCCUCCAUCCCCGUUGGUUACAACAACCCCCACCUCAAGCAGGUUGCCCAGUCCGACGAGAUGAUCACCUCGUUGAUCAACCGUCCUGCUCUGGGUAACUUCCCCUCUGCCGACUGGUCCCAGAUCCUGCGCACCGGUAUCCUCAAGGCUGCCCCCAAGGGUCUGAACCAGGUCUUCACCGCUAUGGCUGGUUCCGAUGCCAACGAGACUGCCUACAAGGCUGCUUUCAUGUACUACCGCCAGCUUCAGCGUGGUGGCCCCAACGUCGAGUUCACCGAGGAGGAGCUUCUGUCCACCAUGAACAACCAGGGCCCCGGUUCUCCCCAGCUCUCCAUCCUAUCCUUCAAGUCUGCCUUCCACGGCCGUCUCUUCGGAUCCCUCUCCACCACCCGCUCCAAGGCCAUCCACAAGCUGGAUAUCCCCGCCUUCGACUGGCCCCAGGCCACCUUCCCCACCCUGAAGUACCCUCUCGAGGAGCACGUCCAGGAGAACGCUGCUGAGGAGAAGCGUUGCCUCGAGGAGGUUGAGCGCCUCAUCAAGGAGUACCACAACCCCGUCGCUGCCGUCAUGGUUGAGCCCAUCCAGUCCGAGGGUGGUGACAACCACGCCUCGCCCGCUUUCUUCCAGGGCCUGCGUGACAUCACCAAGCGCACCAACGUUCUCUUCAUCGUCGAUGAGGUCCAGACUGGUAAGGCCCAGACUGCCGGUUACUACUUCGGCAACCCUGCUCUGCGCCCCAACAAGCCUUACCGUCAGUUCAACACCUGGAUGGGUGACCCAUCCCGUGCUCUGAUCUUCCGCGGUAUCAUCGAGGAGGUUGAGCGUCUCGGCCUCGUCGAGAACACCCGCGUCACUGGUGACUACCUGUACGCUGGUCUCGACCGCCUGGCCCAGAAGUACCCCGCCCACUUCCAGAACCUGCGUGGUAAGGGCCAGGGUACCUUCAUUGCCUGGGACACCCCCAAGCGUGACGAGUUCCUCGCCAAGGCCAAGACUGUUGGUAUCAACAUUGGUGGCAGCGGUGCUCAGGCUAUUCGCCUGCGCCCCAUGCUGGUCUUCCAGCAGCACCACGCUGAUAUCCUUCUGGAGAGCAUUGAGAAGAUCAUCAAGCUUCUCUAA
This is a messenger RNA of Penicillium cosmopolitanum, 1419 nucleotides long. It is a transcript of the gene gatA, whose product is annotated as 4-aminobutyrate transaminase gatA. The coding region runs from base 1 to 1419 and encodes 472 amino acids. NCBI's taxonomy places the organism in Eukaryota, Fungi, Ascomycota, Eurotiomycetes, Eurotiales, Aspergillaceae. Gene Ontology annotation, molecular function: pyridoxal phosphate binding. Gene Ontology annotation, cellular component: mitochondrion. Gene Ontology annotation, biological process: GABA catabolic process. The record is from RefSeq and is a predicted model, not a curated record. The transcript has 3 exons.